CCCGGCUCCCCACCUUGAACGCGUGCAUCAACGACCUAUUCAGCUUGCUCUUUACCAAGUACUUUUCAAAUUGAUUCUCGUUUCUGCUGCUGGCGAGAGGGAGUGGCACCGAUGGGUCUCUCAUUCUCGAGCUUGUUCAACACGCUCGCGAACUGGGGCAAGGAGCGCGAGGUUCGCAUAUUGAUGGUGGGACUUGACAGUGCGGGAAAGACGACAAUUCUGUAUCGGUUACAAAUUGGCGAGGUUGUCUCGACAAUACCGACGAUUGGGUUCAAUGUAGAGACUGUUCAGUAUAAGAAUAUCAAGUUUCAGGUGUGGGAUUUAGGAGGUCAGUCAAGUAUACGACCAUACUGGCGUUGCUACUUCGCCAACACGCAAGCCAUAAUCUACGUGAUCGACUCGUCCGACGUUGCACGCCUCCCCACAUCUCGCGCAGAGCUAUUAACAAUGCUCGCUGAGGAAGAGCUGCGCGGGGUACCUUUGCUUGUAUUUGCGAACAAGCAGGAUAUAAAAGGUUCAUUGAAGAGCGGAGAGGUGAGCGAGCAACUGGGGCUGGAUAAGGAGAAGGGGAGGCAGUGGAGUGUAAGGGGGAGCUGUGCGACGAAGGGUGAGGGACUCGAGGAGGGACUAGACUGGCUGGUGAACGUCCUCCAAAACAAAUGAGCCGUCCCUCAGGUCGCGCCUUCCCCUCCUUUCUGCCUCGGGGAGCCGAGCUUCGGCAACCGCAUUGCAUACAUCAACCUCCUUAUACCCUGCGUAAUCGCCCUCUUCGCACGUUUAUAGCGAAGAGCCACCGCUCGCAACUUCAUGACCCGCAUACUGCGUCUUCCUGUACCGGUAUUGUAUUAAUCUUACGAAUAUU
This is a messenger RNA of Dacryopinax primogenitus, 862 nucleotides long. Its product is annotated as ARF/SAR. Bases 112 to 663 code for a protein of 183 amino acids. The record is from RefSeq and is a predicted model, not a curated record. NCBI's taxonomy places the organism in Eukaryota, Fungi, Basidiomycota, Dacrymycetes, Dacrymycetales, Dacrymycetaceae. Gene Ontology annotation, cellular component: Golgi apparatus; cytoplasm. The transcript is spliced from 6 exons. Gene Ontology annotation, biological process: intracellular protein transport; vesicle-mediated transport. Gene Ontology annotation, molecular function: GTPase activity; GTP binding.